Neoarius graeffei (lesser salmon catfish) is the source of this 2502-nucleotide messenger RNA. Its product is annotated as zinc finger and SCAN domain-containing protein 31-like. NCBI's taxonomy places the organism in Eukaryota, Metazoa, Chordata, Actinopteri, Siluriformes, Ariidae. The transcript has 3 exons. The record is from RefSeq and is a predicted model, not a curated record. Bases 1113 to 1889 code for a protein of 258 amino acids.
GGAACUGACAUCAGCUCAACACAGACCGAAGACAGACAGCAAUACAAUCUGAUUAUAUCACAAGUGAGAAAACCACUACGCGAAAAAUGUAUCCACAAAGGACUGAGGACCACAUUAUCCACACAGGGCGUACGGAUCGCGGUUUCACAGAAAACCGCUACACUAAAAAGUUCCAACCAGGGUUGAGGAUCGGGUCUCCGAGGUUGAGGAUACCGUAUCCGGGGUUGAGGAUCGCGUCUCCGGGCUUGAGGAUCGCGUCUCCGAGGUUGAGGAUCGCGUCUCCGAGGUUGAGGAUCGCGUCUCCGGGGCUGAGGAGUGUGGGUUUGAAUAAGUCGGGUUUGAAUAGGUCGGGUUUGAAUAGUGCGGUUUCAUGAUCAGCAUAUAUAUAUAAGUGUCGUCUCACUUCUCUGGUGCUCGGUUGCCUCCUGAACGGUCAACUCGCGUAUCUGGAAAGCGAUAACGACGUUGAGGAUCGCGUCUCCGGGGUUGAGGAUCGCGUCUCCGAGGUUGAGGAUCGCGUCUCCGGGCUUGAGGAUCGCGUCUCCGAGGUUGAGGAUCGCGUCUCCGGGGCUGAGGAGUGUGGGUUUGAAUAAGUCGGGUUUGAAUAGGGCGGGUUUGAAUAGUGCGGUCUCAUGAUCAGCAUAUAUAUAUAAGUGUCGUCUCACUUCUCUGGUGCUCGGUUGCUUCCUGAACGGUCAACUCGCGUAUCUGGAAAGCGAUAACGACGUUGAGGAUCGCGUCUCCGGGGUUGAGGAUCGCGUCUCCGAGGUUGAGGAUACCAUCUCCGGGGUUGAGGAUCGCGUCUCCGAGGUUGAGGAUCGCGUCUCCGGGGCUGGGGAGUGCAGGUUUGAAUAGAGCGGGUUUGAAUAGAGCGGGUUUGAAUAGUGCGGUCUCCCCUGGGCUGAAGAUCAGCAUAUAUAUAUAUAAGUGUCGUCUCACUUCUCUGGUGCUCGGUUGCCUCCUGAACGGUCAACUCGCGUAUCUGGAAAGCGAUAACGACAUCGGAAGACGAAGAUUUCAACACCACGGAAGAAAGGAGCUGCAGGGAUUGCUUUAGAGAGACACAGAGUGCAACAGUGGUAACAAGGCCUUUGAUUAAGGAACAAUACACAAUGGAGCCCUCACAGCUCACCAACAUACCAUACCUUUGGAUUCUUCGUGAAGUUCAACUAGAGCAAAAGCAGCUUCUGGAGGCCCUGAUGCAAGCACAGGCAGAAACCCAACAGAUGUUCCAGACCAUCAUACAGAGAGUGGGAUUUGAAGCUCGCAAGAAAGCUGUCUUGCAGUGGUCAGAGCAACAUCGUCAGCGGUUUCGCUCCUUGAUCCUCAGUGAUGUCGGCAACCCAUUUGCAUUUGCACAACAGCUCCAAGACAAUUGUCAGAAGUGGUUGCUGGCUGAGGAUCAAGAUGCCCGAAGGAUUGUAGAGCGGGUGGUAAUGGAGCAGUUUGUCGCCCAACUUCCAGAAGUAACAGCCAAGUGGGUCCAGCACCAACAACCAGCAACACUAAAUGAGGCUAUCCAAUUGGCAGAGAAUCACCUGGGAUAUCUCUCUCUCCCCUUCAACAUCUAUCUGAGUGAAGCAAUUCUUAAGGCAUGCUGGGUGAAGCGGUCAGAGCAACAUCGCCAGAGGUUCCGCUCCUUGACCCUCAGUGACGUCGGCCACCUACUUGUGCUCGCACAACAGCUCCAAGACAACUGUGAGAAGUGGUUGCUGGCUGAGGAUCAUGACGCUGGAAGGAUUGUGGAACGGGUGGUAAUGGAGCAGUUUAUUAACCAGCUUCCAGAACAGACAGCCCACUGGGUUCAGCACCACCAACCGGCAACAAUAAAUGAGGCUAUCCAAUUGGCGGUGAACCACCUGCCGUCUUUUGCUGUUUCUGCCCCUUAACAUGUCCCCAGUUUGGGGUAUUGGAAUAAAAAACAAAAAAAAAAACAGACGUAAUUCGUGACAUGUUAAUCAGCCUAAUAUUUUAUUUCGGACUCAAAAUCCUUAUUUCUACAAUAUUUAUUUUAUUAUUUAUCUAUAAAACAGAAACAAACAUCCGAAUACCAUUAUUUAUGUAUGCGUGUAUUUAUUUUAUUUAAUUUUAUUUGUUUAUUGAUUUUCUUGAGCGGGGAAUUGUAAUCCAGUGGUUGUAACAUCUGUAUUGUCCUCAUAAUGGAGGGCGGUGUUUCUUCAGUCUGCAUCAUGUCCAGCUAAUGACAGUUCAUGGAUCUUAAACAAAGUGAAAACCUGUCUGUAAAAUUCCUUGUUACAAAACCCUAUUACAUAUAUAUAUAUUUAAAAAAAAUAUUGUCAUGUUUAGCAGUUGCAUGAUAUUUUUUAAUUAGUGCAGUUAAAAGGUGUUAAAAUACUUAAACAGUCUCCUGUAAUCACUUGGUUAAAACUUUUCUUGCAUGUCUUCACGGGUGUGUAUCUCUGUGUGUGCUGGAUGACGAUAACGUGCUGUAUUUAAAUGCUUUAUUCAGAUCUUCCACAAUAAAUCCCGGUUGAAGCAGCA